Passer montanus (Eurasian tree sparrow) is the source of this 1732-nucleotide messenger RNA. RefSeq names its product PABPN1 like, cytoplasmic (gene PABPN1L). Bases 383 to 1129 code for a protein of 248 amino acids. The transcript has 8 exons. Gene Ontology annotation, molecular function: RNA binding. The record is from RefSeq and is a predicted model, not a curated record. NCBI's taxonomy places the organism in Eukaryota, Metazoa, Chordata, Aves, Passeriformes, Passeridae.
ACUCAGGUGUGUCCGAGGGGCACUCAGAGGGAUGUAUCCCACCUGUUGCCGCAGCUGCACCCUUGGGGUGCCCCCCUGCCGCCCCUGCGCUGCCAGCUGGCCCCAUCAGCAGGCUCCUUGCGCCGGGAGGGGCGGGGAGCCCUGCCCACACCUACCGGCCCCAGCUGAACGGCGCCGCCGGGUCUCGAACCCGUGACUCCCGGGGCCGCCCCCGCCGCUCCCCCCCAGCUCUUCCGCGUCCCGCCGGCGGGGGCGGGGCCUCGGCGCGCGCCCCGCCCUGAUUGGCCGCUGACGCGUGAAAAGUGGCGCGCGGGCGCGAGCCCCGCUCGUGGUGGCGGGAGAGCCGCACGUGGUCGCCGCUCUCGCGCGGGCCGCGCGCAGCAUGUUCGGGGGCCGGGCCAGUCCUCUCUUCCUGGACACUUCGGAGAUCUGGUGGCAGGACCCCCCGUCCCUGCCAGCGGAGGAGGAGCCCUGGGACGUGACAGAGGUGGCAGCCGUGUGCAAGGCAGCCGAUGAGGGCUCCGAUCCCAGCCCCCAGGAGGGGCACGGCGCCCAGGAGCAGGAUGUUCAGGACCCGGAGCUGGAGGCCAUCAAAGCCAAACUGCGGGAAAUAGAGAAGGAGGAUGAGAGGCUGAAGGAGUUACAGCUGGAAGCUGAGAACCACUUGUUUGUGAACUCAGAAGCAGCUCUCUUCCCACUGACAACCAAGGAGAAGAUGGAGGCUGACCAGCGUUCCAUCUACGUGGGCAAUGUGGAUUACGGGGGCACAGCAGAAGAGCUGGAGUCUCACUUCAACAGCUGUGGGCAGAUCAACCGCGUCACCAUCCUCUGUGACAAGUUCUCGGGCCACCCCAAAGGCUAUGCCUACAUCGAGUUCGAGGAGCAGAGCUCCGUGAAGGCCGCGGUGGAGCUGGACGAGAGCGUCUUCAGGGGCCGUGUCAUCAAGGUGCUGCCCAAGAGGACCAACAUGCCCGGCAUCAGCAGCACGGACCGCGGGGGCUACCGGGGCUGCUGCCACGGCCGGGGCGGGCUGGGCCGCUGGGGGGGCCCCUACGGGCAGCAGCCCCGGCUGCGAGGGAGGGCCUACAGGGGUCGGGCGAGGCUGCUGCCUUGGUAUUUUCCAUACUAGAAGAGGUUGGACUGCCUGGUGAUGCCAGUGGGACUGAAACAAGGAGAUGGGAUUGGAGAGAUUUAAAAAUAUGCCUGCCCAAGCCAAAAAACAGAUUAAUUUUAAAAAUGCCAUCUGCCUGGCCGUGAGGAUUACUGGUGAGCCCUGUGCUGGGCUGCAGGAGGGAAGAUGGGAUCUGCACCACCCUGCCAGCAUCCAGGAGAGCUCAUCCCACCUCAGCUCUGCCCGGGGGGCUGUGCUUGCACAGAGAACAGGCUCAUUCCAGAGAACACUGUCCUGGGAAUGGAAGAGCUCUCCCAGACCAUCAAGUCUCCUUAUCCCAUGGAAAAGGGCUGUCCUGGAGGAUUUGGUUUGGCUCCUGCCUGGCUGCAUGACCUCAAUGCCACUGCUUGGCCAUGAACCUCCUCAGCUCUUCCUACAGCAGCUGGAUGCUCAGCCUUCUCUUCUUCUAAGACCCUAAAGACUGUUUCCUUUCCCAAAUCAAUGAAGAAAGUUUUGGGUUGCAGCUCCAGAUCUGAUUGCUGGGAGCUUUUCCUUCAUCAGCCCUAUGGAUGUGACCUGGGGAGCUUUCCCUUCAUCAGCCCUAUGGAUGUGACCUUCCUC